Yamadazyma jaroonii is the source of this 1083-nucleotide messenger RNA. The record is from the annotation of a GenBank genome assembly. Lineage: Eukaryota; Fungi; Ascomycota; Pichiomycetes; Serinales; Debaryomycetaceae.
AUGUUAAAAGCCAUCUUUCUUUUUAUAACUUUGAGUAAUUGUUUAAAUAUAAUAUUGUCAACUUCCGAUUCCUGGGUGACAAAGAAUGUUAGAUCAUUAUAUCAAGAUUUAAUUAAUGAUAAUCAUCAUGUUUUAUUAGUAGGUCCAUUAUAUCAAACCAGUCCAAUCUUCAAUUUGGAUAUUGGUCAAAGUCCACAUAUGCGUGGAGUUAAGGAUGAUGACUUUGUGGUGACUGAUAGUAAAGAUAUUAAUGAUGGAGGAGAUUUUGAUCAUUUGAUACCUUCAAAUCAAAUGUUUUACAAAAACAUGAAGAAAUUAAACUUCAAAAGAGUAAAGAAUAUUCCUAGUAAAGUUGAUAUGAAAAGAGAUUUAUUACCACAAAUUGAUAAUGACUACUUUGGUAACGAUCCUUUAGAUAAAAAUUGUUGGUUUGUUAAUUCUGCUAAUCCAAUCAAUGUGUUAUCAAUUUUUAUGGAUAAUUUAAUGCCAAAAUACUAUCCUGAUUUUCAACCUGAUAUGAUAUUAUUUGGACCCCUUGAAUCCCAUGAUAAUGAUCAAGAGAUUUUGAAUGAAGUAAGUAAAUUUGCUAAUUUCAAAAACAUUCCUUCCAUAACCAUUUCAACUUCUGAUAAUAAACAUGUUUAUUAUAAUGAAGUUAAUGGGCAAUUAAAACAAAUCACUAAAUUCAUAAAUGCUAAGGUAUCUGAAAUGAUGAAUCAAAUUUCAACCAAUAAAUUACCUGAUUAUCAUUCUGUAAGCAUAAAAUUCCCAAAAUAUUUAAAUUCAUAUUGUCUUAAAGAGAAAAAUGAUUUCAAAUUCUUAAAUUAUAAUCAAUUAUUCAAUUUAGAUUACAAUCAUUUCGAAUUAAAUGAUUCAGAACUUCGUCAUAAGAAUGUUACAACUUUCAAUUUACUUGAGAAAGAUCCUCAAAAUGAUAUCAGACUCGAAAGGGAGGAUAAUACAAGAAGAAAUCAAAAUGUGUAUAAAAUUGAUGAUACAACAAUUUUAGACAGUUGUGAUAUCCCAGUAAGAAUCAAUUAUUUGUAUCAAUUGGAUUCGAAAUUCAAUUAUAAUUUUGUAUAG